Molecule: messenger RNA, 1678 nt
Organism: Dimorphilus gyrociliatus
Lineage: Eukaryota; Metazoa; Annelida; Polychaeta; Dinophilidae
Source: the annotation of a GenBank genome assembly
GAUGAGCAGAAUAUAUCCGAAAGGAGGAAGAGUAGAUUCCAGUAAUUAUAUGCCUCAGAUCUUUUGGAACGCAGGCUGUCAAAUGGUUGCCUUAAAUUUUCAAACCCCAGACCUGGCUAUGCAGUUGAAUCAGGGCAAGUUCGAGUACAACGGAAAUUGCGGUUUUCUGCUCAAGCCUGAUUUCAUGCGACGACCAGAUAGGACUUUCGAUCCUUUCUCUGAAUCGCCUGUAGAUGGCGUAAUAGCCGCCACUUGUUCUGUUCAAGUUAUUUCGGGCCAAUUCUUGUCCGACAAAAAGAUCGGAACGUACGUUGAAGUCGAUAUGUACGGACUUCCGACAGAUACUAUUCGAAAGGAAUUUCGAACUAGAACGGUUCCAAACAACGGACUUAAUCCGGUGUAUAACGAAGAGCCUUUUGUGUUCAGAAAGGUGGUGCUACCGGACUUGGCUGUACUUAGGAUUGCUGUAUUUGAAGAAACCGGUAAAUUGAUUGGACAACGAAUUCUGCCUCUUGAUGGCCUACAAGCCGGUUACCGUCACGUUUCGCUGAGGACUGAUGGAAACUUUCCUUUGUCUUUACCCACGGUCUUUUGCCGAUUUGUUCUGAAAACAUAUGUUCCCGACGGUUUAGGAGAUUUUGUCGAUGCUCUUUCCGAUCCCCUUCAGUUUGUUUCAGCAGCAGAAAAACGAGCACAACAAAUGAAAGGUAUGGGGAUUGAUGAGAAUGAUAUAAGCGACGUUCCUGUGACGUCCGGUUCGAAAAAAACUGAUAAGAAAGGCGAUAAGAAAGAUAAAAAGAAAGAAGAUGCAGCGCCAAAGAAAAGUGUUCCAGGAGAGCAAAAUAGUGCCAAUGCUGGUACAGGAGGAAAAAACAACGACAAAAAGGAUGAAUUGGGUUUUGAACCAAUUAGGACCGAGACUCUGAAAACCGAUAAAAAAUUUAUCAAAUUGCUCAAACAGCAGGGAAAGGAUAUGGAGAAUUUGAAGAAGAAGCAAAAUAAGGAACGUUCGGCGAUGCAAAAGCUUCAUUGUAGCGCAGUGGACAAAAUGGUAGCGGUGCAUGACAAGGAAAAAACUUCUCAUGAGAAAAAUCUGGAUAAAGUGAGAAAAAAGAACGCGAGCAGUGAGCAACAAAUGGAAGCUGAAGGUAGAGUUCAACAAGUCGUUGAGGGACAUAUGACAAAGGUUAGAGGAAUAGUGGCGGACCAAACCAAAGAGUGGUCGGAUAUGGUGGCUAAGCAAAUGCACGAGGAGCAUGAAUUAAGAAAGGAGCAUGUGGCGCAACAAACCAGUUUGCUAAAAGUCCUCAUGCAGGUGGCACAUAGUGCUCAGAAGCAAGAAUUUGACCUACUAAAAGAUAAACAAACCAAAGAGUUGAAAGCCAAGCAAACAAAACAAUCUAUGGAAACAGUAAAAAUGGUUAUGGCUGACAAAACAAUCAAGAAUAAGGCGGAAAGAGAUCGUCGAAUUCGCGAACUGAACGAACAAAAUACAAAGAAAUUUAUUGAAGAACGAAAACGCCAAGCCGUCCUUAAGCAAAAACACUUCGAAACGCUCGAAAAGUUGCAACUAGAAGAACUGGAAAAAGUAGAUGAAACAGGACAACAAGAUCUUUUGUUAGCCGAAAUGGAUCUUGUGGAGGCAAAUUUAGCGCACAAACCCGAAACAGUUAUAUGA